AUGUCGUCGGGCUUCGUCUCCGGCGGGACCAACGACCAGCCCAUUGAGCGCGACGCCGAGUGGCUCCAGGCCCAGCAGGAGCUCGAGGCCCAGCGCCGCCGCAAGGAAGACGAGGGCAAGCAGAACGACGGCAAGAGUCUGUACGAAGUGCUGCAAGCAAACAAGGCAAAGAAGCAGGAGGCUUUCGAAGAGUCCAUCAAGCUCAAGAACCAGUUCCGCGCCCUGGACGAAGAUGAGGCCGAGUUCCUCGACUCUGUGCUGGAGUCCACGCGCGCCAAGGAGGCCGCGCUGAAGAAGGAGACCACCCAGCAGCUCGACGCUUUUCGCAGGCAUCAAGAAGAGGCCGAGCGCGCCGCCCGUCUCACCGGCACCAAGGAAGAAGACCAGCCCGUCGAAGAAGAGCACUGGGUCUCGACCGGAAGGAAACGAAAGAAGGCCAAAGACAAGGAGUCGCUCAUGGGAAUCAAGAUCCGCCGGACCUCGUCCGCUGGCGACAAAGGCACCUCCGAUGCAAUCUCCAAGGCCAAUAGCGAUCCUGCAGAGAAGCAAAAGGAGACUGCCGCUGCGUCCGGUGCCCCCAAGGAAGAAGGUGCAGCGAAAAAUACUCCCGAGACACCUCAUGCGGGUUCCGAGAAGGGUAGUGCAGUGAUUGGCUCAACUGUACAGAAAGAAGCUCAGGCGCAAAAACCUAAACCAACGCCCGCCGCCCUUGGCCUCAGCGGCUAUUCAUCCGACGAAGAUGACUAA
Messenger RNA from Lasiodiplodia theobromae, 747 nucleotides. Its product is annotated as Tho complex subunit 3. The record is from RefSeq and is a predicted model, not a curated record. Gene Ontology annotation, cellular component: nucleus. The transcript is spliced from 3 exons. NCBI's taxonomy places the organism in Eukaryota, Fungi, Ascomycota, Dothideomycetes, Botryosphaeriales, Botryosphaeriaceae. Bases 1 to 747 code for a protein of 248 amino acids.